AUGGCCACCGCAGCGCCAAACCCGCUGUUAUCCACCUCUCGCGCCUCCGACACAAGCCCCACCAUACAGCUACACCCUCUCGUGCUCCUCACAAUCUCAGAUUGUAUAACGCGGCAUACCUUACGACAGCAGAAAGGACCGGUUGCGGGAGCUAUAUUAGGACAGCAAAAUGGCAGGGAAAUUACCAUGGAAGUCGCGUUUCAGGCGAAAUUGAGGGCAGAUGCGGAGGGCGAGGUGGUGCUGGAUGAGGAGUGGUUUGGGAAACGGUUGGACGAUUACAGAGAUGUGCAUAAAGAUCCUGUGCUCGAUAUCGUCGGCUGGUUCACGCUUGGUCCUGCCUCCGGGCCACAGCUAGAACACCUUCCUAUCCACAAUCAAAUCUCAGAGCUGUAUACAGAGUCGCCGAUACUCUUUUUGUUUCAUCCUGCCGAAGCACCGUCGCCAGCUACCGCAGCGGGGAAACUUCCUCUGACACUGUACGAGUCCGUAUACGAAAAUCCCAGCAAUGACAAGGCCAUGGAUAUCGACGGCGCGGCCCAGGCUAAGGCUGUGAAGUUCCGGGAGCUGGUGUAUAGCAUUGAGACGGGUGAGGCCGAGAUGAUUGCUGUGGAUUUCGUUGCUCGGGGAGGCGGCAAUGCCACUGCCGUUGCUCCCGAGGAUGCAGUGAAGGCACACUCUUCCUCAACUGACCCCUCAAGCCCGCAAAGUAAGGUCCCAUGGAUCCUUAGAGGCAAAGGAAAGGGAAAAGAGAGGGCCACAGAGGAAGACACGGCCAUCGAGGAAGACAACGCCUUGACUGCCGAAGACGAAGAAAUCCUCUCCACACUCACAGCAAAGAUGAACGCCAUCCGUAUGCUCCGUCGCCGUAUAGCUCUCCUCCGCGCCUAUCUGUCCUCCCUGCCUCCAUCCUAUCUCACCGACCCUUCGCUCCCCCUCAACCCAUCGCCAACCCCCGAUCAUCCCCUCUCACUAGACCAUUCCAUCCUCCGCAGCAUCUCCGCAACCCUCGCUCGCAUCAACAUACUCUCUCCUCCCGACACUGAAGCUUUCACACUGGAAUCCCAACAGGAAGCCUCGGACGUCCAGCUCGUGGCGUUGCUCUCCUCCAUCACGAAUUCGAUAUCUGUGGCCAAGGAACUCGGACAGCGCAGUCAGAUUGUGGAGAAUGUGCGGCAUGGGAAGAAUAAGCCGCAGUUGUUGGAGCGAUUUGCUCCGCCGCCUGGGUUGGGAAGGAGCUGGUCAGGGAUAGUGGAGGGGCGGAAGGAGAGUGAGUUGUGGCCGUGA
Westerdykella ornata is the source of this 1284-nucleotide messenger RNA. RefSeq lists its product as uncharacterized. The record is from RefSeq and is a predicted model, not a curated record. Gene Ontology annotation, molecular function: metallopeptidase activity; protein binding. The transcript is spliced from 3 exons. Gene Ontology annotation, biological process: protein deneddylation. Gene Ontology annotation, cellular component: COP9 signalosome. Bases 1 to 1284 code for a protein of 427 amino acids. NCBI's taxonomy places the organism in Eukaryota, Fungi, Ascomycota, Dothideomycetes, Pleosporales, Sporormiaceae.